UGGGUGGCCACUCAGUCAGGUGGUGCCUUGUGUCUGCGCAUUAUAUAAUGAAAACUCGAAUAUUACAAAUCUGAGAAUGGUGCUGGAAGAUAAGAUAGCGCCUAGGAUUACGCAAAACUCCCGCCAGAAAUCCUCCUUGGCCUUGCCCACUGAGCAAAGAUACACACACGAGAGCGGAAACAAAGGGAGAAUACCCAGGGAACUAAGUGAAUGAUAGUCGUCGUCAUGCUGGUUGAAUGCCCCUGCCGUCAAUGCCCGAGGAUGCUCUGAACAGUGUUGAACCUAGAAGAAAGCGUUACAUCCGCAUCGGCAUCACUCACAUAUUUGCCCCGCAUGCAAGCGCAUCACUCCGGACGCACUGUGUCCGACAGGUAGCACCAUGGCGGAAACGAAUACACACCUCACUGUGUCGUCCGGAGGAGCUGCUGGGACGAGCAGUGGGGUGGACGGAUCUCCCUACAUACGCACAAUCGAAUGGAACAUGAUGAACAAAACCAAGUUCUUCCCGCUCUCCAUGCUGAGCUCGUUCUCGGUGCGCUGCUGUCUCUUCCCGCUGACCGUGAUCAAGACGCAGCUCCAGGUGCAGUACAAGAGCGAUGUCUACAAGGGCAUGGUGGACUGUGCAAUGAAAAUCUACCAGUCCGAGGGUGUGCCUGGACUGUAUCGAGGAUUCUGGAUAUCGUCGGUGCAAAUCGUAUCGGGCGUCUUCUACAUCAGCACCUACGAAGGCGUGCGACACGUUCUCACCGAUCUGGGUGUCGGGCACCGUGUAAAAGCUUUAGUCGGAGGCGGAUGCGCCUCGCUGGUGGGUCAGACCAUCAUAGUUCCUUUCGAUGUUAUAUCGCAGCACGCCAUGGUGCUCGGCAUGUCGGCGCAUGCCGGAUCUAAAGGGGAUAUCAAUCCUCUGGGUAUUAAAUCAUGGCCCGGCCGCAGCCGCCUACAUAUCUCCAUGGACAUCGGACGGGAGAUAAUGCGGCGCGAUGGUCUGCGCGGCUUCUACAGAGGCUAUACGGCCAGCCUCAUGGCCUAUGUACCCAAUUCGGCAAUGUGGUGGGCCUUCUAUCAUCUAUAUCAGGACGAACUCUGUCGCAUCUGCCCCGGUUGGGUAUCCCAUUUGUUUAUACAAUGCGUGGCCGGCAGUCUGGGUGGCUUCACAACGACAAUACUAACAAAUCCAUUAGACAUAGUGCGCGCCCGUCUGCAGGUCCAUCGAUUAGACUCGAUGAGCGUUGCUUUCCGCGAGCUGUGGCGGGAGGAGAAACUGAACUGUUUCUUCAAGGGCCUGUCCGCUCGCCUGGUGCAGUCGGCGGCCUUCUCCUUCAGCAUUAUCCUUGGCUACGAGACUAUCAAACGCAUUGCCGUAGAUGAGCAGUACAAGCAUCAAAUACGAUGGUAAUAAAGUGCGCACAAGACCCUCAAACCCAAACCCCAACCCAACCCAAAACGGAAACCAACUCAAAAUUGCAUUUACGCGACGUACUGAAAAACCACCAGAGGAGAUUCGUCUACGUUUGUAAAUACCAAUGAAGGAGGACAGAGCACGGGUUAACUAGUUAAAUUCUCUGGCGAUAGCAGAAAGUGGAUACCGUACACCGGUUACCGAUUACUUUUAGUAGAAUGUUUUCAAUUUGCUGGCAGCGCUAGGAUAUUCAAAUAAUGCAAUUUAAUAUUCAAAUAGCCCAAAGUGUUGCAGCUUAAAGUGUACAUUAUAUUGUUAUACUAUUUAGUCAUUUUAUACCUAACAACUAGAGGCAGAUAUAGAUUGGUGACAAGCCUAAUUUAUUAUAAAUAUUCAUAGAAAUUGUAAUUGUACUUUGAUGAUGAUGUUGAUAAUAAUGCCGUUUACAAUGGUAACCCAAUUACUUGUACUUUUACUUUUACACUACUUAGCACAGCAAUGUUUGCUCCGAAAUCAUAUUACUAUAUUAUAUUGUAUACUGGACAUGCCGAAACUAGAAAUUAAUAUCAAAACAGGGUCCCCGCUAGCAUAUCCCCUGGGGAAACAAAACACCUACUUAUACAUAGUUAAGCAUUCGUAUGUGUGUGUUCUGUGUGUUCUCCGAAUGAGUAGUUUUAGUUUGCAUAUAUUGUAAUAAAGUACAAACCAAGAAUUGUUACAUUUUUGGCACUGUGAAUACCCAA
Drosophila obscura is the source of this 2142-nucleotide messenger RNA. RefSeq names its product solute carrier family 25 member 44. Gene Ontology annotation, molecular function: branched-chain amino acid transmembrane transporter activity. The record is from RefSeq and is a predicted model, not a curated record. Gene Ontology annotation, biological process: branched-chain amino acid catabolic process; transmembrane transport. NCBI's taxonomy places the organism in Eukaryota, Metazoa, Arthropoda, Insecta, Diptera, Drosophilidae. The transcript has 4 exons. Gene Ontology annotation, cellular component: mitochondrion. Bases 380 to 1396 code for a protein of 338 amino acids.